Messenger RNA from Solenopsis invicta (red fire ant), 1637 nucleotides. It is a transcript of the gene sing, whose product is annotated as protein singles bar. The transcript has 4 exons. Lineage: Eukaryota; Metazoa; Arthropoda; Insecta; Hymenoptera; Formicidae. The record is from RefSeq and is a predicted model, not a curated record. Bases 505 to 1044 code for a protein of 179 amino acids. Gene Ontology annotation, cellular component: membrane.
AGCGAGCGGGCAAAGCGUGUUAAGCUCUGGCAUGAGUAUAGCACGUGCCAGAAAUAGAUACGAAUUUUCCUUGUGUCAAAUGCUAUGCGGGGGGUGCAACGACAUUCAGACUAUGUGGAUGCACAGGCCUACACCCUCAGUCAGUCUAAAAGUAUCGUCGGUCAUGGUCGCGCGAUGUGUUCUUCUAAAUUCUAAAAAUUGCUAUCAGGGAACAAAAAUUAAACAUUAAAAACGAUUGAACAUUAAACUGUUUUAUCGCAUUGAGAAAAUAAUUGGAAGAAAUUAUUUUUAAGUGUAAGUGAAGGCAAUUAUUGUAUUAUAAAUUCAAUUAUUCCAGAAAAAGAGAAAGAGGACAGACAUUUAAAUAUUUAUUAAGUGGAGCGAUUACAAUAAAGAUCAUUGGAAAGGUCAUAAAUGAAACAAUUUAACGAAUAUUGCAAUUCAAUAUACAGAAGUGAGCAUUAAAUUAAUUGUCUGCAACACAGAAUAAUAGGCAUAAACAAUAUGGCACCUAUAAUUAAAAUGUCAUCCUCUGGUACGCACGGCGCGGGGGGUGUUGGUUGCUGCUGUUUUAGAUGUUGCACGUGUAUACACGUGGAGUUCUUUAAAUCAUUGCCAGGAAUCAUAAAAGUUUGUGAAACGGUAAUUAGUGGAUUAAUUCAAAGUCUGCUUAUUAAUUAUGGCUUAAGAUAUAGUUCAAAAAUUGGCUCGGCUUUCGAGGGAUCAUUGACCACGGCAUCCGCCUGCUUCCUGACUUCCGCUCUGUUACUCGCUUGCUAUACGAUUUCUGAAAAAUCUUACAAGUUGAUUCGAUCAUCAUUUUUUGAGGUGAUGUUCAAUUCUUUAGCCUGCUUCCUGUACUUAAGCUCAUCAUCUUACUUAGCUUUUGCUACCAAAUUGUUCUUAAUGACCGAGUAUUAUUUAAUACCCGGCUUCGACGUUUAUCCUGCCAUGACAGCCGCUUAUAUUUUAAGUGGCGUCGUGGGAGUAUUACACGGUGCGGAUGCUUAUUUAUCCUUUGUGCAUUACAAAACAGGAAGAUAAAUUACGAUAAUCACGAGAAUGCCAGCCGUAUAAUUCUACGACGAGAUGUGGCAAUUAUAUAAAUGCCUGUCUAUUAUAUAACAACAUUAAAUGAUAUUUUGGAGCACGAAUCUCGAAACAGAAUUGAGUGUUAAAUUAAUCAUCAAUUUAUCGAUUAAUAGUAUACUAAUAUUAUAAGAUACAUCGAUUAACAAUUUUGAUAUAAGAUUAUAAAAUAUUUAUUAAAUAAUAUUAUUAUUUUAUAUUAUUUAAUAUUAUUUUACAAAUUAAUUAUUUUAUUUAAUUAUUUUAUUUUAUUUUUUUAAAUGACGCUAUUCUAGUUGAAAUAUGGUAAGCUGGAAUCAAAUCAGUUUUACUAACUACACGUAAUCGUAGCAUAUCCAUGUAUAGUAUUGCUUAUCAAUUUGAGGCGUAUUUGACAUGCUUAUUAAAUCACUGUUUCGUUGAAAUUUGAUGCGUCAUAAAGUGCUGCCGUAUUUACGUGGGUGACCAAAUGGAUGGUACAUAUUUAAAAAAAUGAUUGAUGAUUCACCUGUGUAUUCAGUUUCAUUACGUUGAUGUAUACGUGAUAUGAAAUAAACAUCGAUAAGAAA